Molecule: messenger RNA, 2499 nt
Organism: Rattus norvegicus (Norway rat)
Lineage: Eukaryota; Metazoa; Chordata; Mammalia; Rodentia; Muridae
Gene: Prss12
Product: serine protease 12
Biological process (GO): proteolysis
Cellular component (GO): extracellular region; membrane; presynapse
Molecular function (GO): serine-type endopeptidase activity; serine-type peptidase activity
Source: RefSeq, marked provisional
CCAGCCUUUGCUUCGAGGGGCUGACCCUUCGGGUCCCGGUGUGAUUCUCCAGCCGCCCUAGGGGCCCGGACAGCAGGGCGGCGGCGCGAGCGUGGGAGGGGGCUCUAGGACUCUGCCCGCCCCGCCCCGCCCCCUCCGCGGGGACCCGGAGCCCAGCAUGGACCACACUCGGCGCCGCAGCCAUGGCGCUCGCCCGCUGCGUGCUGGCUGUGAUUUUAGGGGUACUGUCCGAAGUGGCCCGCGCUGAUCCGGUCUUGCACUCGCCCCUGCACCGCCCGCAUCCGUCUCCACCGCGUUCCCAACACGCGCAUUACCUUCCCAGCUCGCGGCGGCCACCCAGGACCCCGCGCUUCCCGCUCCCGCCGCGGGCCCCCGCUGCCCAGCGCCCUCAGCUCCUCAGCACCCGGCACACGCCCCCGACGAUUUCACGCCGGUGCGGGGCUGGAGAGCCCUGGGGCAAUGCCACCAACCUCGGCGUCCCGUGUCUACACUGGGACGAGGUGCCGCCCUUCCUGGAGCGGUCGCCCCCGGCCAGUUGGGCUGAGCUAAGAGGGCAGCCGCACAACUUCUGCCGGAGUCCGGGUGGCGCGGGCAGACCUUGGUGCUUCUAUCGAAAUGCCCAAGGCAAAGUGGACUGGGGCUACUGCGAUUGUGGUCAAGGCCCCGCGCUGCCUGUCAUUCGCCUUGUUGGUGGGAAGAGUGGGCACGAAGGUCGAGUGGAGCUGUACCACGCUGGCCAAUGGGGAACCAUCUGUGAUGACCAAUGGGACGACGCAGAUGCAGAAGUCAUCUGCAGGCAGCUGGGUCUCAGUGGCAUUGCCAAAGCAUGGCAUCAGGCACAUUUUGGGGAAGGAUCUGGCCCAAUAUUGUUGGAUGAAGUACGCUGCACUGGGAAUGAGCUGUCAAUUGAGCAGUGUCCAAAGAGCUCCUGGGGUGAACAUAACUGUGGCCAUAAAGAAGAUGCCGGAGUGUCUUGUGCUCCUCUGACAGAUGGUGUCAUCAGACUGUCAGGAGGGAAAAGUGUCCAUGAAGGUCGCUUGGAGGUGUACUAUAGGGGACAGUGGGGAACAGUUUGUGAUGAUGGCUGGACUGAAAUGAAUACAUACGUGGCUUGUCGACUGCUGGGAUUUAAAUAUGGCAAACAGUCCUCUGUGAACCACUUUGAAGGCAGCAGCAGGCCCAUAUGGCUGGAUGACGUCAGCUGCUCAGGAAAAGAAGCCAGCUUCAUUCAGUGUUCCAGGAGACAGUGGGGAAGGCAUGACUGCAGCCAUAGGGAAGAUGUGGGCCUCACCUGCUACCCUGACAGUGAUGGUCAUAGGCUUUCCCCAGGUUUUCCUAUCAGACUAAUGGACGGAGAGAAUAAGAGAGAAGGACGAGUGGAGGUUUUUGUCAGUGGCCAAUGGGGAACGAUCUGCGAUGAUGGAUGGACCGACAAGCAUGCAGCUGUGAUUUGCCGGCAGCUUGGCUAUAAGGGUCCGGCCAGGGCGAGGACCAUGGCUUAUUUUGGGGAAGGAAAAGGCCCCAUCCACAUGGACAAUGUGAAGUGCACAGGGAAUGAGAAGGCCCUGGCCGACUGCGUCAAACAAGACAUCGGAAGGCACAACUGCCGCCACAGUGAGGACGCAGGAGUCAUCUGUGACUAUUACGAGAAAAAAACAUCAGGUCAUGGGAAUAAAGAGACCCUCUCAUCUGGGUGUGGAUUGAGAUUACUACACCGCCGACAGAAACGGAUCAUUGGUGGGAACAAUUCUUUAAGGGGUGCCUGGCCUUGGCAGGCUUCCCUCAGGCUGAAGUCGACCCACGGAGAUGGCAGGCUGCUCUGUGGAGCCACCCUUCUAAGUAGCUGCUGGGUCCUGACAGCUGCGCACUGUUUCAAAAGGUACGGUAACAACUCGAGGAGUUAUGCCGUCCGAGUUGGCGAUUAUCAUACUUUGGUUCCCGAGGAGUUUGAACAAGAAAUAGGGGUCCAACAGAUUGUGAUUCACAGGAACUAUCGGCCAGACAGCAGCGACUAUGACAUCGCCCUGGUCAGAUUACAAGGAUCAGGGGAGCAAUGUGCCAGACUAAGCACCCACGUUUUGCCAGCCUGUUUACCUCUAUGGAGAGAAAGGCCACAGAAAACAGCCUCCAACUGUCACAUAACAGGAUGGGGAGACACAGGUCGUGCUUACUCAAGAACUCUACAACAAGCAGCUGUGCCUUUGUUACCCAAGAGGUUUUGUAAGGAACGUUACAAGGGACUGUUUACUGGGAGAAUGCUCUGUGCUGGAAACCUCCAAGAAGACAACCGUGUGGACAGCUGCCAGGGAGACAGCGGAGGACCACUUAUGUGUGAAAAGCCCGAUGAAACUUGGGUUGUGUAUGGGGUGACUUCCUGGGGGUAUGGAUGCGGAAUCAAAGACACUCCAGGAGUUUAUACCAGAGUCCCUGCCUUUGUACCUUGGAUAAAAAGUGUUACGAGUCUGUAAUUUAUGGGAAGCUCAAGAAAAAGAGUAAAGG